Gadus chalcogrammus (walleye pollock) is the source of this 3532-nucleotide messenger RNA. Its product is annotated as interferon-induced protein with tetratricopeptide repeats 5-like. The transcript has a single exon. The record is from RefSeq and is a predicted model, not a curated record. Gene Ontology annotation, biological process: defense response to virus. The coding region runs from base 1375 to 2778 and encodes 467 amino acids. Gene Ontology annotation, cellular component: cytosol. NCBI's taxonomy places the organism in Eukaryota, Metazoa, Chordata, Actinopteri, Gadiformes, Gadidae. Gene Ontology annotation, molecular function: protein binding.
CGCCCCCCUCCACCUCCACCUCCUGCAGUAACGGACAGGGGGGCGUGGCCAGACCCCCGCAGCCCGCAGGAGGGGGUGCCGGCAAGAAGGGGCUCCCUGCCAACCUAAUGGACAUCUUUAACAAGAUCGCCAAGUUUGAGAAGGAGAAAGGAGCCGGGCCGAGGAAGUAGGAGCCGCGUGAUGGCGCUCCAGGCCGCGGGGCGUCUUCAUGUGUCAGAGCGAGAAUUGGGUUGAAGAGAUGUAAUGGGAGCCGGAAAACCAGUUACCACGGUGACAUGGUGUUGACCCCUGGUCAAGAAUCCCUUUUUGUUGUUCCUUAUGUCGUAGUAAUCCGUUACGUUUAUUUUUUCCAUAAAAAGACAGGAUUUAUGGAACCUCCAAGGCCUUAUUGUCCAUUUUGCUUAUUGACAGAGAUGCUUUAUUGGUGUCAUGUGUUGCGUCUCUCCCUCUGCCCACCGUUACCGUCGGUUACGGGCGGAGAUACUCCCAGUGGGGUGUGGAGGUUGUGUUCUUAACACUGGUACCCAAAAUGCAGUGUGAUUUAGAUCCUUGGUCAUCUAUCGUUAAUAAAUUGUGUAAUGACAGCGGGGCUGGUGUGUUUUUUUGUACAAAGGGAAAAAUCUAGUGUGCAAACGAUACCAAAUAUCCUCCAUUUGUUUAUUUGUGUGAUAUAUAUGUGUAGGGACAGGCCAGUGCCUCUCCGACUGAUACGAGGUAUUAAUCUUCCAUUUGUUUAUGUCCUUGAGGACGAACCAAAUGCCAGUCCCAGGCCGUCUGAUUCAUAGCCAGGGCCAUAUACCUAAUCAAGGGAGACACUGCUUCUCUCUGAAAAUAAGCCGAAACCUAUCAACACGCGUUGUCCACUGGAGAGUAGAUAACAAAUUCCGAAAUAAAGUUCCACCUUUAUGUCUAACGUCACUUUAUGGCCCCAUACAAGUUAUAUAUUACGGAUCACUGUUCAGUCGUCCUCCACAAACCACAGAGCUGUCAAGGAGAGCCGAGAUGAGGUAAGAACUGGCUAUUUCCACCUUAAAUACAAUCAUUUAUAAUCGGUUAUAUCUUUGUUGUAUACGAGGAAUGGGUUAACCUAACAAUUGUUAGUGCUUGGCACUUGUUUCUAUGAGCAUCCUUACUGUACCGACAGAGAUAUAUUUGUUUUUUUUCAUUCUUCUGACAAAUGUACUUAUUAACUUUCUAUAUGAGAUAUUAAUUAUCUCAAGUCGAUUUGAACUAAAGCACCUGCUAAAUGCCCUAAAUGUACAUUUAAAUGUGUUCAACAUCAGCAAGAUGGAUUCCCAAUUAAAUAAGACCAAAUUAAAAUGUAAAUAUAAAUGAUGCAUACAAAAUAAAAAUCCUGGUUGUUCCUUAUGAAACAUGACCUUAAAAAUUACAUCAAAAAGCUCAAUCUUCUUUGUCUUUAAUUGGCCCUUCAGUGUGGUUCGAAGUCCCUGGAGGGCCCGACUGGACACCUUAGAGUGCCACUUCACGUGGAACCUGAACAGCCAAGGAAAGGACCUUUUCCAUCGCCGGGACAUACUGGAGGACAUCGGCGCCGAGGACGGCAACUUCUGGCUGGGACACAUCUACAACCUGCAGGCCUACAUCCACUUCCUCCUGGCCUCUGAAGAGCAGACCCCAGGCUCCACCAUGAGCGACGCGCUGCGCUGCUUCGGCCAGGCGGGGAAGGCCUUCCGGCAGGUGAGGAACCCCGUGGCGGACGACGGUCCCUGGUUGCUGGUCAACUACGGCAACCUGGCCUGGCUGCACUAUCGACGGGAGGAGUGGUCCGAGAGCGUUGCGUACUUGGGCAAGGCGGAGGCACUGCUGCGAGAAUACCCGUCUUCGAUACAGGGGCAGCCCCAUCAGGAGGUCCUGGCCGAGAAAGCAUGGACCCUCAUGUACUUCGGCCAGGACGGCAAACGCAGUGCGGUGGAGCUCUUCAGGAAAGCCAUCGAGAUGGAACCAGCAUGCCCCGUGGAGUGGACCACCAGCCACGCGUUGGCCUUGGCGAUGUCUUCUCCUCCAGACGACUCGUCACCAGAGCAGGAGGCGGACGUCUUGGAGACCCUGAGACGCGCCGUUGAAGGCGAUCCAGUCAACUUGUACAUUGCUGUGGUGUACCUUGGGAGACGCGCCAUGACCGACAGCAGAGGGAUCGCAGAGCGAGCCUGUGAGCUGACCGAGGAGGUGCUGAAAAGGUCCCAGACCAGCUACAGCGGGAUCCGACCCCUGCUGAGGGUCUACAGACAGCACGUGUCCCUGGAUGAGGCCAUCGGGGUGGCGAAAAAGGCUCUAGAGAGGCAUCCGACCAAACGGCACCUCAAAUACGCCCUGGCAAACUGCUACAAGUGGAAGAUCUUCUCAGCCGGGGACAGUCCCUUGAUCGAGGGCCUGAGGAGUCAAGCCAUCGUUCUCUAUGAGGAGCUGUGCAGCCUGUAUCCUCAUUCUUUCCUAUUGGGGAGGAUCACCCUGGCAAGUUUAUACGCACAGUCAAGGAAUCCUGACAUCAAGAAGUGUGACAAGAUAUUUAGGGAUUUGUUGGAAAUUGAUUUAGAGCCAGCCCAGCGGCAAAUGCUUUAUAACAAAUAUGCAAAAUUCCUCCACUUCAGUCUUCAAGACCGACGGAGGUCAAUAGAUUAUCACAUGAAGGCAGCAGAAAUACUGCAUUCCUCCAGGUUUCGGAGAGAGAGCAUACACAUUCUGACCCAGAUUAUGAAAAGCAGGAUGGACCGAAUGUCUGGAGAAAUUGGGGACUUUCUGGCCCAACUAACCUUGUAGCUUAGCACACAAUAAAAAAAAAUCACAUGUUACAUAAUUAGACAAAAUCCUUUAUUUAUUAAAUAUGGCACCAACUUUCAGAUGUCUUUCAGUGUUGAAAUCUGCCAUACAAUGGAAGAAUGAUUACAAAGCGCAUAUUUUGUAAUCACCAAGGACUAAAUUAUUUUAAAUUUUUGUAAAAGGGGAACUAUACAUAGGAGUUUUAUUUAAGACUGAAAAAAAUACAAUUAGGCGAAUGAAUAUUCGUAAUGCCUGUUAUCUCAAUUGUUUUAUGUUUUUCAAAAAGUUAUAUUGUCCAGAGGGAGGAGGAAUGGACUGAACUGGGUGGGGAUCCUCCACCUCCACUCACCAUUGGCUAUCGGGUCAAAGUUCCUUGCAAACGUGACACGUUAUGGAAUGGCAUUUCCGCUUUUAUUUUGAAGUCUCAAUAAGAAUGAAAAAAGAGACAGAACACGCUAAAUUAAAAUAAUACGUAGAAAGACAGAAUGGACUAGUCGUUUCCUCUUCGGCUCUUCUUGUGACUUUUCUUUGAACUCCUGCUAUAGCUUAGCUUUAUUUUACUAAAAUGCCUUUUUAACUUUCCCUUUAUUUUCAAUUUAAUUUUCUCACUUUCUUAAAUACAUUGCACUUUCAAUUUUACUUACUAAAAAGCCUUUUUAACUUUCUAUUUUACUCAUUUCUUUGCAUAUGUUUUCUUUUACUUAUCUAUUAUUUUAUUUUAAUGUAUAACAAUGUUUAUAUGUGAAGCACUUUG